Molecule: messenger RNA, 570 nt
Organism: Penicillium manginii
Lineage: Eukaryota; Fungi; Ascomycota; Eurotiomycetes; Eurotiales; Aspergillaceae
Product: mitochondrial 54S ribosomal protein mL40
Exons: 2
Coding region: 1-570 (189 amino acids)
Biological process (GO): mitochondrial translation
Molecular function (GO): structural constituent of ribosome
Source: RefSeq, a predicted model, not a curated record
AUGCGGUCUCUUUCACCAGCCCUCGCGUCCCUCGCGAAUGUAUUCCGCAUCCCCAUGUCGCUGAACCCUGUGCGCCCCACGGUCAGCCGAAUGUGUUACGAGACCCUCGCGCGACGACCCUCACAACCUAGCCCGAUCACUGCGGCCGUGCAACAAUCAGCCCCGUUUUCAUCCACAAGUGCGCUGGCAAAGCGAAAGGGUGGAAACGUCGUUGACAAGCGAAUCACUCUCAUCCGUUACUUCCUCUAUCACCCGCUCACCCCCCGCCCUCUCCGUUUCUCUCGCAAUCGUUACCUGCGUCACUGGACAAUCCACCGUGCCUGGCAACUGUUCCAGGCGAAGCAGCGCCGCCAGCAAGAACUUGAAUUGGAGCGCCAAUACCAGGCCAUGCAAUCUGCAUGUGAGGAGCUGCGUACCUCUGCUGGAGAUGGAGGCAGACUGUUCCGCAAAUCGAUGAACAAGAAGGGCAUCUUCACUGAUAUGUUCCCUAUCGAGUAUGGUCGUAUGCAGACGGAUUACCCCCCGGCCGAGGGCUGGAACCACGACUGGAAGCGACCCGUCAAGAAAUAG